AUGGCGCUCCCCAACCCGCUCCUCGCCCUCCUCGCAAUGGUCCUCGCAAUGGUCCUCGCCACAGCGCACGCCCUAAACGUCACUGUUCCUUCCGAGAUCGAAGCCGGCGUCCCGACAGAGAUCGAAAUCGGCUUCGACUUUUGGAAGCAGCCCUAUGUCUACGAGACCCUCCCGGGCCCCGUAUUUGACGAGACCACGGCGGUGUGCCGGAACCCCGUAGACAAGGAGGUCGGCUGCGGACACGACAUGCUGUACGAGCACUACCAGCUGUUCCUGUACACUGACGAAUGGAUGUACACGUGCUACCUCAGCGAUCUCAUCCCCGUCGGCACAACGAACCCCAAAAUCACAAUUCCCAAAGACCUCGGUCCCUCGGAAAAGUACAAAAUCACCGCCAUGGAGUUCAACGGCACCGAGGUCCAAACAAACCAAUACGGCGUCGAAUCCUCCUCAUACUUCACCCUCGUCGACACCGACAUCAAAGCCUGGACAUCAUGGGAGCACUACGGCGGCUGGCUGAAGCCGUGGUCCCUCCUCCCCUGCAGCUCGUACGCCUGCUACCGCACCUGCGGCCUCAAGUUCGCCGACGAGCAAGGCAACAAGAAACAGGGCACCGCGGCGGGGCUGUACGACUGUCUAAACGAGUGCCCGGGCAUCCGUGCCGACUGGAACGACCCCUCUUCAGAGUGGUCUUGGUACAAGGCCUUUGACGGGCAAGACUGGUCGGGAGAGUCGACGGCCGUGACGACGAGCACGCCCAGCGCCAUCAGCACGUCCGGCUGGGGAUAUCAGACCGCAGACAAGCCGGAGACGACGUUGUACGGCACGCCGACGGCGCCGACGGUUUAUUCAUGGGAGAGCCUCCUUACUAUGAAGCCGACGGCGACGGCGACGGCGCAUUCCUCGGCGGGGAGGAGGAGGGCCAAGCCCCCGGUGGCUGUGCCCAAGAAAGUGAGCUACGCAGGCCUCAUGGCGACGACGGUGUUGACGUGCCUGGUUGCAUUUGCCAUUGGCUCUGUGCUCGGAUGGAUCUGGCCGGACGGAUUGAGGCACGAAGGGUGA
Messenger RNA from Colletotrichum orchidophilum, 1062 nucleotides. RefSeq lists its product as uncharacterized. The coding region runs from base 1 to 1062 and encodes 353 amino acids. The record is from RefSeq and is a predicted model, not a curated record. NCBI's taxonomy places the organism in Eukaryota, Fungi, Ascomycota, Sordariomycetes, Glomerellales, Glomerellaceae. The transcript has 2 exons.